ACCACUGCUUGCGCACUUGGGAUAUCGUCAAGCUCGAGGGAGCGAGAGCAGAUCAAAAGCUGAGCGCAGCGCCGGGUAGCAUAGCAGUGGCCGGAGCAAUGGCUGCUCGUCAGACACUCCUCGCGCUCCUCUUUGUGGCCGCCGCGGGGGCAGGCGGCCAUGCAGCUGCAGCAGUUGCAGGAAAGGUUCCGACUGGGAGUACGCUUUGCUGCACAAACACGACGGGAUACCACGAGUGCGUUGAGGCCUGCUUCCACUACUACCCGCGUGAACAGGCAGAGAAGUUCUGUGAUCCGGGGUGUCAAGAAGCGUACCAGUGCCAUGCCGUGCCCGGAGAAAAAUGCCCCAGCAGCAGCCUACACCACUCAUCUGACUUGCUCACCAACUCUGUUGUAGGAGAGGUCGUCCAACCUGUGACGACGACGCUUUGCUGCUCAAACAUGACGGGGUUCCAUGAGUGUGUUGAGGAUUGUUUCGCCUAUUUUCCGCGUGAACAGGCUGAUAAAAUAUGUGAUCCGGGCUGCAAAGAAGCGUAUCAGUGCCGUACCGUGAGCGGAGACAAAUGCCCCAGCGAACACCCUUCAUCCGGCUCUGUUGUAGGAGAGGUCGUCCAAGCUGCGACGAAGACGCUGUGCUGCUCAAACAUGACAGGAUUUCAUGAGUGUGUUGAGGAUUGUUUCGGCUACUUCCCACGUGAACAAGCUGAGAAAAUCUGUGAUCCGGGCUGCCAGGAAGCGUAUCAGUGCCGUACCGUAAGCGGAGACAAAUGCCCCACCAACUCUGCAGCAAAAGGAGCUGCCGUCGAGAAAUGCGUGUCAGGAUGCAAGUCCUCCGUGUGCAGCAAAAUGGUCACCGGCGUUGGCAGCAAACUUUUUGCGGUGAAACACGCCCUCGACCGCUGUAACAAUGCGUGCUACAAAUUCUGCACCAAGGGUCUCCGCGCGGGAACAGCUACUGCUUGACCUAUACGCACGGUUACUAGACAGUGCGCCACGCUCCGGAUCAAGGCUGUAUACCCUCGUGUCUUUUCGUUUUGAAUAAACGGGAACAAUAAUGUACGAAAGUAGUGAUGCAAGGAAAAAAAUUACAAAAAAAUGUAUUCACUGCACGUAGUUAGUGACCAUUUCACUUCACUGUUAACCAGGGAUAGAUGCAAGGUCCUAGAAGAGUACCAACUGGCACCCACUAGUUGACGGUAAAUGUGUUUGUCUGUGUUCCUUCCUUUCGAAUAAGGCAAUAAAAAACUAGCAUGCAGCGUCCAUGUAACGAUAUGUCUGCCUCGACAUCUACGUGAUGUAUACUGUGGACAAAAUAAAUAAGUCCAUCGCUGUGUUACA
This is a messenger RNA of Setaria italica (foxtail millet), 1337 nucleotides long. RefSeq lists its product as uncharacterized. The record is from RefSeq and is a predicted model, not a curated record. The transcript has 7 exons. NCBI's taxonomy places the organism in Eukaryota, Viridiplantae, Streptophyta, Magnoliopsida, Poales, Poaceae. The coding region runs from base 99 to 962 and encodes 287 amino acids.